AUGCAGGACGGCCCUGUGCUGACCAGAGUGACGGAGCCUGUGGACCACGGAGAGGGUCCUCACUGGGACCCAACAGAGAAAGUCCUCUACUAUGUCGACAUAUCGGGCCAGGCACUACACAGAUAUGACCCGGCCAUCAAAACUGACAUCUCGUUGAAAUUUGACAAACCUGUAGCUCUGGUGGUGCCUAUGAGAGGACAGAGACAAACCUGUAGCUCUGGUGGUGCCUAUGAGAGGACAGAGGUAAAAGUUUACAAACCUGUAGCUCUGGUGGUGCCUAUGAGAGGACAGAGGUACAAGUUUGUCGCUGGUCUGGGACGUGAUCUAGUUAUGCUGACAUGGGAAUGGGACACGGGUGUUCACUACCAUACUACAAUCAAUACUGUUGAUCAGCAUGAACCCAUGAACCGCCUAAAUGACGGCAAAGCCGAUGCCAAUGGCAGGAUGUGGGCAGGGACGAUAGGGUUCGAGAAGCCAGUGGGCAGUGUCCUGCCUGACCGGGGCACGUUAUACCGCCUGGACAACGACCCUAGCAAGCCUUGUGUAGCUGAUGUAGAGAUACGACCUGUGACCAUCAGCAACGGCCUCACCUGGAGUCUGGACAACAAGAUACUCUACUACAUAGACACACCCACACGCAGAGUGGACGCCUUCGACUAUGACCUGGAGAACGGAACACUCUCUCAUCGAAGAACCGUGUUCUCGCUCGGUGCAGUGACAGGCAAUCCUGAUGGAAUGACUAUAGACGCUGACGGCAACCUUUGGAUUGCUUGUUGGGGAGGAUCCCAGAUUAUCCGCGUGGACCCGAAGACAGGGGCAUUAUUAAGGAUGAUCAAGAUACCAGUAACACGAGUGACGUCUGUGACAUGGGGCGGGCCGAUGUUAGACACCCUCUACGUCACUACCAUGAGACUGGGGCUCAGUGACAGUCAGCUGGUGGACGAGCCUCACGCUGGGGCAGUGUGGGAAGUGAGAAACCUUAAGGCCAUCGGGACAGCACAGCAUACCGCCGUGGUCACUUGCAAGUGUAAUACAACACUACCUUCUACUUCUACACUACCAUGA
Macrosteles quadrilineatus (aster leafhopper) is the source of this 1065-nucleotide messenger RNA. RefSeq names its product regucalcin-like. Gene Ontology annotation, biological process: L-ascorbic acid biosynthetic process. NCBI's taxonomy places the organism in Eukaryota, Metazoa, Arthropoda, Insecta, Hemiptera, Cicadellidae. Gene Ontology annotation, molecular function: calcium ion binding; enzyme regulator activity; gluconolactonase activity. The transcript has 7 exons. The coding region runs from base 1 to 1065 and encodes 354 amino acids. The record is from RefSeq and is a predicted model, not a curated record.